AUGUGGACCUCUACAGGCGCUGCCGCCAUCCCUCUGACGACAAGCACGGCAACUUUGAGGAAGUUGUCCUCCCAAAGGGCACGCCCCAACUUGAUCAAGGGUCACUCUGUUUUGAGUGCAUGUCAAAAGAGCGGGCUUUGGAAUUUGGCUCUCAUCACUUUGCAGCAUCUCCUAGAAGUCGGGUGCGUGGUGGACGACAUCAGCUAUGGCAUGACUAUGAAGGCAUGCAGUAUAGCUGCGCAGUGGGCAACUGCGUUGCAACUGCUCCAUUCGUUAAGCUCCAGAAGGUCCUGCUGCAACAACAUAAUCUUCACCACAUGCAUAUCCUCGCUGGACGGUAGCACUUUCUGGAACGCAGCGCUCCGUUUGGUUUGUCUCAUGCGCUGUUGCGGCAUGGUGCCUGACGUUAUCUGCUCCAACGUCGUCCUGAGCGUGUGUCAAACGUCGUGGAAGAUGGCUUGUCGAUUGAUGAGCGGCCUGUUCGUUUCAACGAUGCGACUGGACUUGUACUCCUACAGCGCUACGAUGACGUCUUUUUCUUGGCGGAGGUCUUUCAGACUGCUCGGCCAGAUGGGGCUUUCUGGGGUUCGGCCUGACGUGGUCUGCUACUCUUCCGCGCUUUCCUCUUUCGAAUCUGGUGACUCAACCGACUGGCAGCAUGCUGGUAGCGCUCUUUCGGUGAUGUUUUCGCAGCGGGUCACAACCAACGAAGCUUGCAGCAAGGCAGCCAUCAAGGCUUUGAGUUCACAGUGGAGGGUGGCGCUUGAGAUGUCAGAAGCGUCAGCUUUGCAAGGUCUCAAACUGGAUAAAGGCGUGGCCAGCCUGAUUGCAGAGCGUCAUGAUGGCAUGUGGCCGGGCUGUCUAACACUGCUGGAGACGCCUGAAAGUAGGGACGUCUUUAGCAUCGGCGCAGCCAUGAUGGACCUGCAAAUGCAGCACGAGUGGCACUUGGCACUCGACCUGUUCCAGCAGGCAUCCUUCCGAAGCCUGCAAGCAGACAGCUACGUUCACAGCCUCGCUGUUGUCACCGCUUCAGCGCGAAGAUGGGAGCUCGGGGUUGCCUGCCUUGCACAGUCAGAUGACUACAUCACAGUGGCAGAUGCCAGCCGUUCGUUCAGCACACUCCUUGCGGCGUGUGGUGAACAACUUGCAUGGCAAGCGGCAUUGACCCUGAUGGCCGAUGCUAAACGGAGGCGACUCAAUGAGGCUGCUUUCUGCGCUGGCAUUUCAGUUCUGGCUCGGGUCUCGUGGCCUUGCGCUUUGCAGCUUCUCCUGGACAUGGAAGAGGAAUCUGUAGGUGCAGACGCAGCGUGCUUCAACGCUGCCAUCAGUGCCUGCGGCUCGUCCGCGUCCGCAAGUCACCUGGUUCUGCACCUUCUGGAGGACAUGUACGCCAAGCGGCUCCGCCGCGACGUGAUCGGCUCCAGUGCAGCCAUGAGCAGCCUUUCCCAAGCAAGCCUUUGGGAGCAGAGUCUUGGUGUCCUGAACUCAAUGGCUUGGACCGCAAUCGAAAGCAACUCCAUUGCCUUCAAUGCCUGCUCAAGCGAGCACCAUCACUGGCAAAUGGCCGUUGUGUGCCUAAAGAAGAUGGAGGAAGCAAGAGUGUCGGUGACCGAUGUCAGCAUUUCCACGGCCAUUGCCGCCUGCGAGCGGUCAACGGAGUACGAUGUGGGACUCGCACUUCUCUGGCACUCCGAGGAUGCCGGGAUCUCACUCCCGAUCUUCACUUUUCUGAUGGCCCUCAGCAGGAUCGUGGUAGAGGACGCAGAGGUGAUCCACGCUGCUGUGAGCGAGGCAGCGCGUGGUCUGUUCGGUAGUCCGGAGGUCACGAACUCGUGUCUAUGGCGCCUCUGGCGCCCAACGGCACUACUGGGGGCCUUCAGCGAGCACUUCCAGCAGAAGUUGCUUGAACACACGCUGCAAGACAUGCAUGGCUACGGCAUGGGUGAUCUUCUGGAAGUAGCUUGGGGCGCGGCAGCCUUCGUGUCGCAGCCGGGUCAUCAGAUGCUGUGUGAAGUUCAACGCCAGCUUCGGCAGCUGCUGAAAACCGGCCCGGGGCCGUCGCCAGAGCCACGCUGGAUGCAAGACGUCCUGGGCAUCCUUCGAGCCUCGAGUUUGCGACACGUCCUCUCCAUGCGGACUCUCACCGCCGCCAGCGCUGCGCUGCGCCGGGCCGGACGCCGGCGCGACCGGGAGCACGGCGGUCCCUGGAUCGGAAGGAUGGCGAUUCCCCGGCUCCCAACAAAGGAGCCUGAGAUGUAUCCGGCUGUGGAGCUUGAGCUUGAAGACCGCUUAGUGGUGUCGAAGCCAGUAGACUGGGAGGUCUACGACGGAAGCACGGAGCACCAAGUUUGGGACUUCCUGAAGGAGGCUUUUGCGUACAAUGCCCCCAUCCUGUCAGACCCGGCCUUCGGCUGCGGAUUCCUUCAUCGCUUGGACGUGCCAAGUUCCGGACUCCUGUUGCUGGCGAAGGGCUACGAGGCCUUCCUCCACCUCUCCGAGCAGCUCUCUUCCAAUCGGCUCCAGAGAAAAUAUAUUGGCCUGGCCCAUGGCUGGCAGCGAUCGCGGGAUAUCCAGGCCCAGCUUUACUGGAGGACAGCACCCACGACACGGGCAGGCGGUCGUGGGAAACCAUCCUGGACCAAGGUCAAGUGCGUUGAGCACGGAUCCGUGUUGCACACAUCGGUCAGCGUUUUGGCGAUUGAAAUCAUAACGGGUCGGCAGCACCAGAUCCGCAGCCACAGUGCGCAUGUCGGUCAUCCGCUACUUCGGGAUGGCAAGUAUUCGAGCACAGCGACCUACACUUCCGACAUGGCUAUCUCUCGUCACAACUGCUUGCAUAGACACCGCCUCGUGUUCUAUGACAUUGCAGGGAGACAGCACAGCGUCACUUCUCCACUGAAUUCAGAGCUGGCGUCCAUUCUGGAGCAGCUCGUGGGCAAGGCCGAGGCUUCGCGAGGAAUCACUGGAUUGGCAGCCUCCGUUCGACCGUUCUUGAUCGACAGCGGUGCGGCGGAAAAAAUUGACAUGCAAGACCGACCGACAGACCGAUCGAUCGAUGAUGCUGAUGCACAGAGACAUGACACUGCUCGGGACAGCCCAAUCAAGAGGGACCGACACCGCCAAAGUACAGCAAUGGGAGGUCUUAACAGCGACAUGAUUGCUGGGUGCACCACCAGGACCAAUCACGACAGUCACAAAUCGAGUCACGCAGUCAGAGCAGCCUGA
This is a messenger RNA of Symbiodinium sp. CCMP2592, 3228 nucleotides long. NCBI's taxonomy places the organism in Eukaryota, Dinophyceae, Suessiales, Symbiodiniaceae. The record is from the annotation of a GenBank genome assembly.